GAUGUUGAAGAAGAUUCCUCAAUUAUUUAAUGUAACCCAACUGUACAAGACAGACACGAAGGGGGGGCCUUCACUCUGAACCAAAUACCAUAGUCUUCUCUUUGUCCGUGACAAAACAGUUCCCACAAAAAAAAGAAAAAAGAAAAAAGAAAAGCACUAAAAAAAAAAUGAAGAAGGGUUUCUCCCUUGUGCUGCUGAUUCUUCUGAUCCAGUACAACAACGUUGUCAACGCCAACAACAACAAAAACUGUGUCACAGAGGAUUGCCUCAUCGGCAACAAGGAUUUGGAAUCAGAGUUCUACUUUGGAUCCCAUGUGGCCAGAAUGCUCUACGAUGUGAGCCAAUCUGUGAGUGGCAAAACAGGCAAUAAAAAUAACAAAGCUGUUAAUUGUCCAAAUAAGCAAGGCUACCGAAGCUGCUUGCCUUCCAAAAACGGUGGUGGCCCUAAGCAAAGUUGUGGCGAUUACACCAGGGUUUGCUAAGAACUCGUUCCAACCCUUGUGAUUUCAUUUCUGAUUUUUAAGAUUGUGAUAUGAUGGAAUCUUAUUUAUGUCAAUUUGUUUAGUUUAAUUUCCAUAUGUUAUUGUUUUUUUUAAUAUUAAGUCAGGUACCAGAAAAUUUGCAUCAAUUCACACUCAUGAGUCACCUGAACAAGAACUAGACCUGGUUUUAUUGUUUGUAUCACUGUAUGUAAUAUUUAAUGUUUUCGGUUCAUACUUUUGUUGCGGUUGUAUUGUUGUUGUGUAUCAUCUGUGCCAUUAGUUUAUUUGAUGUUGAUAAGAAUAAUUCCAUGUGAGAUGGGAAAUAAUAAUAUAUUAUUGCCUGCAGAGAUUUCUGGA
Glycine soja is the source of this 839-nucleotide messenger RNA. RefSeq lists its product as uncharacterized. NCBI's taxonomy places the organism in Eukaryota, Viridiplantae, Streptophyta, Magnoliopsida, Fabales, Fabaceae. The record is from RefSeq and is a predicted model, not a curated record. The transcript has a single exon. Bases 168 to 482 code for a protein of 104 amino acids.